Messenger RNA from Leptinotarsa decemlineata (Colorado potato beetle), 776 nucleotides. RefSeq names its product isocitrate dehydrogenase [NAD] subunit gamma, mitochondrial. Gene Ontology annotation, cellular component: mitochondrion. NCBI's taxonomy places the organism in Eukaryota, Metazoa, Arthropoda, Insecta, Coleoptera, Chrysomelidae. Gene Ontology annotation, biological process: isocitrate metabolic process; tricarboxylic acid cycle. The record is from RefSeq and is a predicted model, not a curated record.
AUUCCCUGACCUCGAUAUUUACGUGUUCAGGCAAAAUACAGAAGGGGAAUAUGCCAUGUUAGAACAUGAAUCAAAACCUGGCAUUGUGGAGAGUUUAAAAAUCGUCACGAAAGAAAACACCUUGAGGUUUGCUAGAUGGGCAUUCGAAUUCGCAAGGAGGGAAGGAAGAAAAAAAGUUACAGUCGUCCAUAAGGGUAAUAUUAUGAAAUUAUCUGACGGUCUUUUCCUGAAAACCGUUCUAGACGUAGCCAAGGAUUACCCAGAAUUAACAGUGAAUGACAUGAUCAUAGAUAAUUGUUGUAUGCAAAUUGUCUCAAGACCGAAAACUUUCGAUGUGAUAAUCACACCCAACCUAUACGGAAAUAUUGUGACGAAUACCAUUUGCGGACUGAUCGGAGGACCUGGACUGAUUUCUGGUCAGAAUUAUGGCGACUACAAUGCAGUAUUCGAAGUUGCAUCCAGACAUAUUACGUACGAAGAUAAAGAGUUCGUCAACCCGAUAGCAAUGCUCAAUGCCUCUAAGAACCUCCUAUAUCACUUGAAGAAGGAUGAUCAUGCUGAGCUGAUAAGGAAAGCAAUUUAUAAAACUCUCGUUGAAGACAAAAUCCAUACCCCUGAUAUAGGAGGAACAAACUCUGGAGCCGAGAUGGUAGAAAGCAUCAAGAAAAAUAUCAAAUUAGGAAUGAAGGAAUCGAAGAUAGCCAGUUUUUAAACUUGUUUCAUAUGAAUUUGCUUACUUUUUAUAUUUGCACUUGUAGAAUAUGGUUUCAUGAAAA